AUGGAUCCAACCUCGAAUACAAUAAGACUUACCGAGGUCGAACACACUUUUCCAAAUGCUCCUAUAUCAGAGGAAGACAUAUCAAGCGAAUCUGAACACGAGAUAGGCUACUCUAAGCCUAGGACAUCAUAUGGAAUUACCGUAGGCUAUAUUCUCUUCGAUGUUCCCGAUUCUGUAUGUAACGAGAUCAUAGCUCUCACGAUCGCCUUUCGAUUCUUUGCAGUAUUGCUGGCUGCGGAUAUUCUAUCCCUAUGUGUAGAACUCGAAGCCCCGACUGUCAAUCACAAGAUUCUGGGGCGAUUGGCUUUUAAAACUCCGAAAUGGCGACAGUUUACAUAUUUGGAAGAAUGGGCAAGUCUACUUCCUGCAUCGGUUGCGGCUGCAAUGGCAAUACCUCUGCUCAUGCAGGCUAUAUUGCAUAUGCCGAGCUUACCUGUAUUGGUAAUGUUAUUUCCUUUGGCGUGGGUUACAGAUAGAAUCAUUCUAGUUCUAUCUGGCUCCGUGUUGGGACCUACUAGAGGACAGGUUCUUGGUGAAACUGGAAUAGUCGUUCUUGCAUCAAGCAUUAUCCUUUACGACGAAUAUCGACUUAUGGUACCCGGCAUCAUAUUUGGAGUAGCUGGCAUCAUCGCUACCGGAGCAUCUAAAGCAUGGCUUUGUCUCGCUUGCAGACAUAUUGAACUUAACCGGACCCCUGCAGUUCUGUUGAGUGCGCAUCAUGGUUUCGUCAUUCUGACCGCUAUUUUUGGUCUCGUCAUUACCGGCUUGUCGAGUUAUGCCUUUGAAUUUAUACCUCACCCGAGCCCCCUUCUGAGCUCUACCUCGGCAUUACUAUUUAUCAACAUUGGCUCCACGGCUGCAGCUAUCUUGUCAGGAACUUCAUUGCUGGUAUUUUCUCCUAUCCUUUUUGCUCAGACGCCCUCAGAAAUCAAGGAUGAAAGAUCAUUUAUAUCGAAUGUUGUUGCAUCAAGCGCUUCCUCCGUCCUAAUCUUUUGGCUUUCGAUGUUGUCGGAUUCAGGAUCGUAUGUCUCUCUCAUUCAACACAUAGCAUACUACACUGCAAUGGUUGCUUUGCUUGCUUUUCCUGGGAAAUCCACCAAUGCCAGUCCACAUUACUACACCGGUAGUCUUGGGGAAAGCGAAAGAAUUUCACAAGACGGAAUGUUUCAGACAACCUCUACCGAAGUCUCGCGUCCCACAACCAAAAUGACAUUAUUGAGAAACAUUCUCUUAGGUUUGACCUUGCCCAUGCUCUGGCUACUUGUAUCAGCGGUCAUAACAAAUAUUAAUGAAAUACCCCCCGACCUCCCCGCACAAUUAGACAGAACCUAUGUUGGCGAGUCUCGUUUCGACAUUGUUGUUAGCAUGUAUGACGAAGAUCCAGCAUCUGUCAAAACCAUGCUUGCAUUAAUCAGAAACACGGCUCUUCUCAAAACAAUCGAUCCAAGAGUCAUUAUCUAUACCAAGAAACCGGUAUCCAAUCUUGAUACACUUCGGGCUGACACCGGUGUAGAAAUCGUCGAGCAGCUCGAGAAUCUGGGACGAGAAGGUGGCACUUACCUUCACCACAUCGUCACAAAAUGGGAUACUCUAGCCACCCAAACCAUGUUCAUCCAAGCACACCCUCACAAUAUGCGCGAGCUAAUCCCUCGCAUCGACAACUAUCUGGUUGAGAAUACGGGAAUGCUAAGCUUAGGCUUUGCCGGUGUCCUAUGCAACUGCGACGAUUGCGGUGAUCGCUGGGGCUGGGAAGAUCAAUGGGCAUUUGUCCCUUCUUUAUACCAAAAACUGCACCAUAACACGUGCACAGAACCAGUUCUGCUUUCGUAUAAGGGCCAAUUUGUAGCUUCUGCAGGGCGUAUUCGAGGGGUUCCUCUUGAUAUUUAUCAGAAUUUGCUCGAUGCAAUGUCGUCAACUACUGGCUGGAGCCAUAAUUCUUUAUCAUUUACUGCUGUAAUUCUUACACUCACUUUCCUCGCUGGCUCUGGCUUUGCCCUACCAACUCUGGACAAGGCAUUACUUACGCAUGCUGCGACUAUCAAUAUCACUCACAACUCCGAUGACACUCACAGAAUACCAAGCACGAUCAACACGGAUGCCAGCACCAACAAUCAAAUAUCAAUAGCCAGCCAACCUGAAGAACCAAUCCCAGGCAUCCUCCUAGUGCAAUCUUUACCCUUCCCUCACAACAUCACGCUCCCCGUCUCAAUCUUUCUCGCAAUUGUCGAGAAUUCUGAUUUGAGCGUUAUAGCCAAUCCCAUCUGUCCUGGUGGCCAGAAACCUUACACCUUGGUCUUCAAUACUCCCAUUUGUGCCAACUUACCUUCAUUCACCAUCGAAACCCACAGGCUUACAUCUGGAGAUAUCUGGCCACCCACCAAAUCAGGAGAGCCACUAGAAACAUGGUCCCUCAUGUUCAAAUGUGCUCUCUCCGAAACCAAGGCUCUCAGAAGCCUCCCCGAACCAAGGGGUCUCCGAGUCCUAAACGCCGACCGCACCCAAACCAACGUAUCCCCAAUCAUCAAUCGCAAUGAAGCAGGUCUCGUCUUCAACCCUCCUUCACGGGGUAUUCGCGGCCCGCAAGUAAAUAAGAUCUCCGUGGAAACAUGCAUUUGGUCCUCUGUUCGCGAAGCCGCCAUUGAACUCCGACUCCUCUACCCGAUCAAAUGUCCUGCAGGCCAACAAUCCUACACGCACCUUUUUACUCAACGAGAAUGUCGCGGUACAUAUGUUCUCUCUGAAGCACUAGGACUUUUUUCUCCCCUUUUUGAUCCCAGCGAGGAUUUCGAGGCGUGGUCCAUUUUGUUUAUAUGUGCCGACCGAUACCAUGAGCCCGAAGAGCUCGGAGUAUGGGAAACGCAUGGCAAAGCAGGGAUAUCAAGUGAAAUGAAACUUCGGGAUGAUGUCGACGAAGACGACGAAGACGAAACAGCCUCCACACAAACAUCCCAAGCCAACCUCACACUCACCACCACAUCCUAA
Sclerotinia borealis F-4128 is the source of this 2982-nucleotide messenger RNA. The record is from the annotation of a GenBank genome assembly. NCBI's taxonomy places the organism in Eukaryota, Fungi, Ascomycota, Leotiomycetes, Helotiales, Sclerotiniaceae.